CACCCUCAUAUGUGAAAACCGUAAGACAAUUAUGUGACGCCUACAUAACAACUUCCACACCAAAUUUUCACGUGACUACGCUUAAAACACCCCACCAAAUUUUCACGUGACUACGCUCCAUCAUCUUAGGUUAAACCGUUAAACCACACGGACCAUACACAUCAUUUGACAAACCAAAAGGACCACAAAUGCACACUACAUAAAUUAGGGUUCCCUUCACCGCAAACCACCGGACACCACACCAGUAGUCCGUCCGUUCAUCUUCAAUGGCGAUACCGUCCUUCCGAUUUACAUUAUCCCCUCUCAUCCACACACAAACCUCCUCAAAACUAUUAUUCUCACUCUCUAACUUCCAAACAAAAUCACUCAAAAUCCUCUGUUUCUCCUCCUCAAUUCCCCAAACCGAAACCCUAGCUCCACCAACACCCAGCCAAUCCGUCACUCCGAUUCGAUGGGAGCCUUACCGGAAGAAGAAGGUCGUCAUGCGCGUCGGUUACGUCGGCACCGAUUACAAAGGUUUACAGAUGCAGAAAGAUGACUCCGUAUCUACUAUAGAGAAAGAGCUAGAAACAGCCAUUUACAAAGCAGGUGGAAUUCGUGACAGUAACUUUGGGGAUUUGAACAAGAUAGCAUGGGCUAGAAGUAGCAGAACCGAUAAAGGAGUUCAUUCUUUAUCAACUAUGAUAUCACUUAAAAUGGAAAUCCCUGAAAGCGCUUGGGUUGGUGACCCAAACGGGACAGAACUUGCAAAUCUUGUAAAUACGUAUCUUCCUAAAAGUAUUAGAGUGUUCAGUAUUCUUCCUUCACAAAGGAGUUUUGAUGCUAGAAGGGAAUGUAAUAUCCGGAAAUAUAGUUACCUCCUUCCUGUUGAAGUCAUUGGGAUCACUAGUAACUUGAGCGAAUCUGAAAUUGAACAUCACUUAUCAGACUUCAAUAAUAUACUAAAUUCUUUUGAGGGAAAACAUCCUUUCCAUAACUAUACAAUCCGAAAAAACUACAGAAAGAAGUAUUCUGCGAAACAGUCUCCUGAUGGUGGGCGCAUGGCCAAUAGAAGAGCAAAAUUAAAAUGGUCAAACGAGCCAAUGCUCGAAAAAAGUGACGAGGAGGACUCAUCUGAAAUAGAAUGCGAUGAAUCUGAUGAAAUCGUUUCAAAUUCGGUUGAUGAAGAACACGUGCCAUUAAUGAACAUUGAUUCAGACAAGGAAGUGGUUAAUGAACCUGAUGCAAAAGGGAAUAAUGGUUUGGAGGAUGCGCCUGUUCUUGCUAAAUGGCUACAUGAACCUGAUGAUAAAGAUAAAAUAAGUGCUUCGCAUUUCAGAAGAAUUGUUCAAUGUUCGUGUGGAAAAAUGGAAAAAUUGUUUGGAGCAAGUUAUGUUGAAAUAUCUAUUUGUGGGGAGUCGUUCAUGUUGCAUCAAAUACGCAAAAUGGUGGGGACCGCGGUGGCAAUAAAGCGGGGCCUACUUCGGAGAGACAUAAUUACACUCUCACUAAACAAAUUCUCACGGAUUGUAGUACCGAUCGCUCCAUCUGAAGUGUUAUUUUUAAGAUCAAACAAUUUCGCCAUGAGAACCCGUCUUGAUACAAGGCCUGAAAUGGCGAUCUUGGUUGAAUCCGAAGAAAUACUGAAAGAAGUUGAAGUUUUUUAUAGAUCAAUUUUGUUGCCUCAAGUUGCGGAAUUCUUGGAUCCUUCUAGUCCUCCUUGGAAGGAAUGGGUUGAGUUAUUAGAUAGAAACACAAGGAUUCCCGAUUCUCAAUUGGAUCAAGUCAAGAAUGCGUGGAUCGCAUGGAAGGGACAACCGUAAAGCUUAGCUGGAGAUCAUGAUUGAUGAUACUUGAAAGCGUAGAUGGAAACCGAUCAUACCCGAAAGCUACACACGAGGGACAAGUUGGCAACGAGCUCAUGUCCUCCAGUCUUGAUUUGCCAGACAGACAGAGUUUCUUUGAAAAUGGUCAACUCUCCGUAAACACUUGUACCAAUUUCGUUCUCAGUUUUGAUCACGUAAGCACUUAAUAACUUCAAUUAGGUUAUUUGAUAAUAUGAAAUUAAGUAAAUGUGACCAUAAAUUCUAAUAUCCAUUAAACUUUGACUGUGCAAAAAGUGAAAUAAAUGUUCUAACUACAUAUCAACAUGAUAACAGUUAGUUUGCCGAUCA
Messenger RNA from Helianthus annuus (common sunflower), 2153 nucleotides. RefSeq names its product putative tRNA pseudouridine synthase. Gene Ontology annotation, molecular function: pseudouridine synthase activity; RNA binding. NCBI's taxonomy places the organism in Eukaryota, Viridiplantae, Streptophyta, Magnoliopsida, Asterales, Asteraceae. The transcript is spliced from 8 exons. Gene Ontology annotation, biological process: mRNA pseudouridine synthesis; tRNA pseudouridine synthesis. Gene Ontology annotation, cellular component: nucleus. The coding region runs from base 267 to 1802 and encodes 511 amino acids. The record is from RefSeq and is a predicted model, not a curated record.